Acanthosepion pharaonis is the source of this 561-nucleotide messenger RNA. The record is from the annotation of a GenBank genome assembly. Lineage: Eukaryota; Metazoa; Mollusca; Cephalopoda; Sepiida; Sepiidae.
AUGAGAAAAGGAGAACAUUUCUUUCUUUCUUAUCGUAGAGAAGCUAUUGAUUCUCUCUUCUUUCUCUCUCUCUCUCUCUCUCUCCCUUUCUCUCAACAAGGAGUCUCUCUCCCUUUCCCUCUCUAUAUCUCUCUCCUUUCUCCCCUCUCUCUCUUUAAACAUUCUCUCUCUCUCUCACUCUCUCGCCAUUCAUUCUCUUGCUCUCUCCCCUUUCUCUCUUUUUUGAUCUCCUCCCUUUCUCUCUCUCUCACUCUCUUUCCCUUUCUCUCUCUCUCUCCCUUUCUCUCUUUCCCUUUCUCUCUCUCGCUCUCUCUCCCUCUAUCUCCCUUUCUCUCUCUUGCUCUCUCUCCCUUUCUCUCUCUCCCUCUCUCUUUCCCUUUCUCUCUCUCGCUCUCUUUUUCUCUCUCUCUCCCUUUCUCCCUCUCUCUCGCUCUCUCUUUCCCUUUCUCUCUCUCUCCCAUUCUCUCUCUCCUUUCCUCUCUCUCCCUUUCUCUCUCCCUUUCUCCCUCUCUCUCUCUCUCCCUUUCUCUCUCUCGCUAUCCACAGCUGUGUGUUAAUUAG